Vicia villosa (hairy vetch) is the source of this 2304-nucleotide messenger RNA. RefSeq lists its product as uncharacterized. The transcript has 4 exons. The coding region runs from base 1 to 2304 and encodes 767 amino acids. The record is from RefSeq and is a predicted model, not a curated record. Lineage: Eukaryota; Viridiplantae; Streptophyta; Magnoliopsida; Fabales; Fabaceae. Gene Ontology annotation, biological process: DNA transposition. Gene Ontology annotation, molecular function: DNA binding; transposase activity; zinc ion binding.
AUGGAGAACAAUGGCUAUAAUACACCUAACACAGAAUGUGUGCAUUUGUUGUUGCAUUUUGGUGAAGAAUCGAGUAUUCCACUGUUGAACAUUGAUCCCGAUCGUUACUCCUAUUUUGAUUUGGUUGAUGACAUUAGUGGAUUGGCUAUCAAUGGUGGAUUGAAUAGUACAGGUUUAUCCUUUUCCAUUUCUUUUUGUCAUCCCACUAGUAACUCAAAAAUCCUCAUUGAAAAUGAUUCGGAUAUUCUUGAUAUGUUUAAACUUUAUAACACGUGUAGUUGUAUUCAUGUUUAUGCAAUAUCAUUAGUUAAUAAUGACCCCUUUAAUAUUAUAAUAAGUGAGUCCAAUGAGGAAUCUAUAGUGAAUGACGAGCUUAGUGAUUAUGAAGAAAAACAUGAUCUUAUUGUUUUUGAAAAUUCUGACGAAGAUAAAGUGUCAAUUUAUUCUGAUAGAGGUCUGAAAGGAAAAAUAUUUGCUCCCGAGUUUGAUGGAAAAGUGAAACUAGAAGUUGGUUUAUUAUUUGGUGAUGUGAAUGAGUUUAGAGCUACUCUUAGAGAUUUUGUUAUACAAGAGGGGUUUGAGAUUAAGAGGAUAAAAAAUGAAAAGGCAAGGGUAACAGCUAGAUGUGUCGCGGAUGGUUGUUGUUGGCGCAUUCAUGCAUCUCCUGCACCAGAUGGUUUAACAUAUAAGAUUAAGUCAUACAACCCAGACCAUUCUUGCAUACGAACAACAAAGAACUCAAAUGCUACAUCUACUUGGAUUGCAGGGAAGUUAGAAAGCAAGUUAAAGGCUGACCCAAAUAUGAGUUAUGCGGGUAUGAAACAAGAACUAUUGGAUAAUUAUGGUAUAGAACCAAGUAAUGUUGGUCAACUUUAUCGCGCAAAGAAAAAAGUGAGGCAGGACACUAAAGAGUUUCAUGCACUUUCAUAUAAUAACUUGCCAUCUUGGGCCAACCUUGCUUUGGAGACAAAUCCUGGAUCUAUUAUAAAACUUGAGUUAGAACCAAGAAUCAACCAAAACCCCAUAUUUAAAAGGUUUUUUGUUUGCUUAAAUGCAAUGAAAAAUGGAUUUGUGAAAGGUUGUAGACCUUGGUUUGGAAUUGAUGGAUGUCAUCUAAAAGGACCAUAUGGGGGAGUACUACUAUCAGUUGUGGCAGUUGAUGGAAACAAAGGCAUGUUUCUGAUUGCCUUUGUUGUUGUUGAAGUUGAAUGUAAGGACUCAUGGAUGUUUUUUCUCACUUUGUUGGGUAAUGCAUUAAAUUCUAUUCCUGAAUGGAAAGAUAAGCAAGUGACAAUUAUGUCAGAUAUGCAAAAGGGGUUGCAAAAUGCAGUCGUGGAAGCAUUUCCUUAUGCCAAACACCGGUAUUGUUGUAAUCAUUUGCUAAACAAUUUCAAACUAAAGUUUAGAACAUUGCUUCUUAGCACACAAUUUUGGGCUGUUGCAAUGGCAUAUAAUGAAUUCAUGUUUGAGAAAGCUAUGGAAAAACUCAAAAAUAUUAGUGUUGAGGCUGCAAAUUGGAUGUUAGAUCGUGAAAGGCCUAAAAACAUGUGCGCUAGACAUACUAUUGACUCUGAAUGUAAAUCUGAUCAUGUAACAAACAGUGUCACAGAGUCCUUUAAUAGUUGGUUGGGAGACGAUAAAAAGAAGACAAUUUUGUCAAUGAUUGAGUCGAUUACAUGCAGGUUGAUGGCUAGAUUUCAAAAGAGAUAUGAAAAGGGACGUGAGUUUAAUAACAUUGUUACACCUAAGAUUAGAAAGGUUCUGGACAUAACAACGCAAGAUGGAAGAGUGUGUAGAGUCACAUAUGCGGGUGACGAUGAGUUUGGAGUGAAAGACGGAUAUACUACUUUUGUGGUAAACUUGAGGAGUCGAACAUGCAGAUGUGAUUAUUGGAGGAUAACAGGUUUACCAUGCAAGCAUGCAUGUGCAUGCAUUACACACAAAAGAGAAAAUGUAGAGAAGUUUUGUGAUACAUCUUAUACUACUAAAAUAUAUUCCUUUUGUUACAAUAACAUUAUACAUCCUAUGUCUGAGUUAGAUGAAAAAAAUAGAGGUUCUUAUGAACAAAUUGAUCCUCCUGUGUUGAGGAGGUUGUCGGGCCGACCAAGAGUUAAUAGGAAGAGGAGUGUAAUCGAAGGUCCGAGUGGUUCACAGGAUGCGAGAAGAUCAAACACAGUUAGGUGCGGGAAUUGCAAAGAGUUUGGACAUAACAUACUAGGAUGUCAGAGAGAUAAAACUAAAAAAUUGAAAAAACUACAGGUGCGGCGUAAAGAACAAAGCUCUAAUGGAAAUGCAACUUGUUGA